AUUUAUGGCCCUGCUGUCCUCACUCACACAAAGGCUCCACUCGUCUCAUUCACUGCUGCUCGACUGACGCUGUGCCUCGGAGCAACACAUCAUGCCGACUGACGCCCAGAGCGACGCACGCUCCUUCCUUACGGAGGAGAUGAUCGCAGAGUUUAAAGCCGCCUUUGACAUGUUUGACACUGACGGUGGCGGUGACAUCAGCACCAAGGAGCUGGGAACCGUCAUGAGGAUGUUGGGUCAGAACCCAAGCCGAGAGGAGCUGGACGCCAUCAUAGAGGAGGUGGACGAGGACGGCAGCGGCACCAUUGACUUCGAGGAGUUCCUGGUGAUGAUGGUGCAGCAGCUGAAGGAGGACCAGGCCGGAAAGACCGAGGAGGAGCUGUCCGAGUGCUUCCGCAUCUUUGACAAAAACGGUGAUGGGUUUGUGGAUCGCGAGGAGUUCGGGGAGAUCCUGCACAUGACCGGAGAGCCCGUGACGGAGGAGGACAUCGACGAAAUGUUUGGAGAAUCCGACAACAACAAGGAUGGAAAGAUCGACUUCGAUGAGUUUCUAAAGAUGAUGGAGAACGUCCAGUAACAUCUCCAGCCACAUUCCUGAGACCAGCCCAAAGCAUCAGAGGAGGAACCUGCAGCUAAACAAGUUAAAUCCGGCUAACUCCGGCUAACUAUGGCUAACUCUGGCUAACUCCGGCUAACUCUAGCUAAAUUCAGCUAACAACAAACCAAAUAAACUCUCUUAAACUCUGAUGAUUGUCAUAUGUUUAACCACUUCUAUGACCUGUCCUCCCUCAGUUCCUCCUUUCUCCUCCUCUUCUUUCUCUUCCUCCCACUCUCCUCUGCCCCCCUCUUCUUACUCUUCCUCCCCUCUUCUCUCCUCCUGUGUAUCUCCAGUGAAGAGGGGGCAGAGGCUAAAAAUAUCGAUAGAACCCUUUUAAGACCAGGCCAUGUUUUCAGCUGUCUUUGGGUCAGCUGUUGUAGAAAUCUUACACCAGCUGCACUGCUCCUCCUCCCUUCUUAGUCUUGUUCCUCUCCUUCUCCUCUUUCUCUCCUCCUCUCCUCACAACUCAAGUUCUUACAAAUAAACCA
This is a messenger RNA of Periophthalmus magnuspinnatus, 1086 nucleotides long. Its product is annotated as troponin C, skeletal muscle. Gene Ontology annotation, molecular function: enzyme regulator activity; calcium ion binding. The coding region runs from base 92 to 577 and encodes 161 amino acids. The record is from RefSeq and is a predicted model, not a curated record. The transcript has 6 exons. NCBI's taxonomy places the organism in Eukaryota, Metazoa, Chordata, Actinopteri, Gobiiformes, Gobiidae.